AUGCAGCACCUCCUACUUCUCAGUCUUGUGGGCUCAUCGUUUGCCCUACUAGGAAUCUUGGGCAGUACACAAUCUGUCGAGGUCACCGGACGUUUAAUGUGCAACGGACGGCCAGCUUCUGGCAUCAAAAUAAAGCUGUACGAGAAAGAACUCACCUUCGACGUCAAGUUGGACGAGACCAAAACAAAUCAAAAUGGCGAGUUUACAGUGACCGGAUCAAAGGUUGAAAUAACAACCAUUGACCCGAAAGUCAAUAUUUAUCACAAGUGCAACUAUGAUGGGAUUUGUUACAAAAAGUUUGGCAUAACAAUCCCAGACAAUUACAUCACUGAAGGUGAACUUCCUCAGAAGACCUUUGAUAUCGGAACGAUAAAUCUUGCCGACAAAUUCAGCGGUGAAUCGACUGAUUGUAUUAAUCGCAGAUAA
Cylicocyclus nassatus is the source of this 426-nucleotide messenger RNA. NCBI's taxonomy places the organism in Eukaryota, Metazoa, Nematoda, Chromadorea, Rhabditida, Strongylidae. The record is from the annotation of a GenBank genome assembly.